CUUAGGCCCUUUCUCCACUGCUCCGAUCCGGCGUCGGAAGCCGGAAUGAGUCACUAAAAAAAUAUCGGAAGGCCGGAUUGCGCUUCUCCACUAUGUCCGAUCCGACAAUAAUCGAUCAGUAAAAAUAAGUCACUCAGUCGCAACGCACGUCGAAUUCACAACGCACAACGAUUCACAAUGGGUCAUGCCUUUAAUCGCCAACAACUUUUAGCUAUAUUGUUAUACGUUCGAAGACAAAGAAGAAAGAAGAGUUGUUGGAUACAUCCUCUGUUGAGGAACAGGUGCCUAGCAGGAACAUUUUAUGUUUCUCAUGAAAUGCUAGUUCAAGAUGAAAGAAAAUUUUACGUUUAUUAUAGAAUGACACCUGCUACGUUCAAUUAUAUUUUAGAACACAUAAAAGAAGCGAUUGCUGGCCAGGACACUAACUUUAGAUGUUGCAUUCCUCCUGCGGAGAUGCUCUCAGUGACUUUGAGAUAUAUGGCAAGUGGAAAUAGCUUCACAGAUUUAUUUUACACCUACAAAAUGGGCAUUGCUACUAUCAGCAACAUUGUUGAUACAGUAUGCUGUGCCAUAUGGGAGAAGUUUGGCAAAUAUGAGUUAACAGUGCCGACAAAUGAAAAAUGGAAAACAAUAGCUGAAGAUUUUGAAGGAAGAGCUCAUUUUCCACACUGUUUAGGUGCUGUGGAUGGAAAACAUAUACGAAUUGAAAAUUUUCCAAACUCUGGUUCAAUGAAUUUAAAUUAUAAGGGGUAUUUCUCCAUUGUACUUAUGGCGGUGGUAGAUUCAAAUUAUAAAUUCAUUUUUGUUGACAUUGGAUCUUAUGGGAAAGAUUGUGAUUCUGCUAUUUUCCAACGCACACAGUUUUACAAAUUGCUUUCUGAGGGUAGACUACAAAUUCCACCACCAUCUUUAUUGCAUCCAAAUCAAAGUGUGAGAACACCCUAUGUUCUAGUUGGAGAUGAAGCUUUUCAGCUUACUCACAAUAUAUUGAGGCCCUACAGUGGAAAUCAGCUUACCAUACAACAGCGUGUAUUCAAUUAUAGAUUAAUACGAGCACGACGAUACGUUGAAUGUGCUUUUGGUAUAUUGGCAAACAAAUGGAGAAUCUUUCACCGCCCUUUGAAUGUUUCCAAAAAACUAGGAAAAAAUAUAGUCAAAGCUUGUGUAGUUUUACACAAUCUUGUUCGUGACCGAGAUGGAUACAGGUCUGCAGAUGGAUAUGUGGCUACUGAAACAGCUUUUGUGGACCUUCCUGAUUCUAAUGUUGUUCAAGGAGGACGGACAGCAAAUGAUAUCAGGAACAACUUUGCUGAAUAUUUUACAAGUCCUGAGGGAUCUUUGCCGUGGCAAAUGUCUAAAAUAUAAAACUAAUCCGUGUAUUUCUCCGAAAACUUAAAUAAAUUGGUGUGUACUUACAUA
Pieris napi is the source of this 1419-nucleotide messenger RNA. RefSeq names its product protein ALP1-like. The record is from RefSeq and is a predicted model, not a curated record. NCBI's taxonomy places the organism in Eukaryota, Metazoa, Arthropoda, Insecta, Lepidoptera, Pieridae. The coding region runs from base 178 to 1365 and encodes 395 amino acids. The transcript has 2 exons.